Molecule: messenger RNA, 1832 nt
Organism: Lolium rigidum
Lineage: Eukaryota; Viridiplantae; Streptophyta; Magnoliopsida; Poales; Poaceae
Product: mitogen-activated protein kinase kinase 3
Exons: 10
Coding region: 62-1636 (524 amino acids)
Biological process (GO): protein phosphorylation; MAPK cascade
Molecular function (GO): ATP binding; MAP kinase kinase activity
Source: RefSeq, a predicted model, not a curated record
CCGCCGUUCCCCUCCUUCCGCGCCGGCUUACCAUCUCAGAUCCGCUCGCGGGCGAGCCCCCAUGGCGGGGCUGGAGGAGCUGAGGAAGAAGCUGCAACCGUUGCUGUUCAACAACGCGGCGGACAAGGACGGGGUCAGCACCAGGGCCCCCUUCCCGGAGGACACCUGCGACUCCUAUGUGGUAUCUGAUGGUGGAACGAUAAAUUUGCUGAGUAGAUCGUUUGGUGAGUAUAACAUCAAUGAGCAUGGCUUUCAUAAGCGAAGCAGCGGGCCCGAUGAGUCGAUUGAGGGUGAGAAGGCGUACCGCUGUGCCUCAGAAGAUAUGCACAUAUUUGGUCCCAUUGGGAAUGGCGCCAGCAGUGUUGUGCAGAGAGCUAUUUUCAUACCUGUCCAUCGGAUUCUGGCCUUGAAGAAGAUAAACGUAUUCGAGAAGGAGAAAAGGCAACAAAUUCUUAAUGAGAUGAGAACAUUAUGUGAAGCAUGCUGCUAUCCUGGUUUAGUUGAAUUCCAGGGUGCAUUUUACAUGCCGGAUUCUGGACAAAUAAGCAUUGCCCUUGAAUACAUGGAUGGUGGCUCUCUAGCAGACGUUAUAAGAGUAAAGAAAUCAAUACCCGAGCCAGUUCUUGCACAUAUGCUAAAGAAAGUACUACUUGGCCUGAAGUACUUGCAUGAAGUAAGACAUCUAGUUCAUAGAGAUAUUAAGCCAGCAAAUAUGCUGGUAAAUCUCAAGGGUGAUGCAAAAAUUACAGACUUUGGUGUAAGUGCCGGUUUGGACAAUACAAUGGCUAUGUGUGCUACCUUUGUAGGCACCGUGACAUAUAUGUCACCUGAGAGAAUUCGAAAUGAGAACUACUCUUAUGCUGCUGAUAUUUGGAGUCUUGGACUAACGAUAUUGGAGUGUGCUACUGGUAAAUUUCCAUACAAUGUCAAUGCAGGCGCAGCCACUUUAAUGCUGCAGAUCCUUGAUGAUCCAUCACCAACACCAUCAGAGGAUGUCUAUACACCAGAGUUUUGUUCCUUCAUCAAUGAUUGCUUGCAGAAAGAUGCUGAUGCCAGGCCUACAUGUGAGCAGCUUUUAUCACAUCCAUUUAUCAAGAGGUACGAGGAAGCUGGUGUUGAUUUAGCAGCAUACGUCAAGGGUGUUGUUAAUCCAACAGAAAGAUUAAAGCAAAUAGCAGAGAUGCUUGCUGUUCACUAUUACCUCCUGUUUAAUGGCUCAGAUGGGCCUUGGAAUCAUAUGAAGACAUUCUACAUGGAAGAAUCAACUUUCAGUUAUAAAGGCACCGCAUAUGUUGGACAAAGCGACAUAUUUGGCAAAUUAUCAACUAUACGGAGGAAGUUGAAAGGCGACCGGCCUCGCGAAAAAAUCGUCCAUGUCGUCGAGAAGCUCCAUUGUCGUGCGAACGGGGAGACAGAGAUCGAUAUCCGUGUGUCUGGGUCAUUCAUUACGGGCAACCAAUUUCUAGUAUUUGGUGAAGGGUUGCAAGCCGAAGGGAUGCCCAGAUUGGACGAGCUCGCGAUUGACAUCCCAAGCAAGCGGGUAGGUACAUUUCGAGAGGCGUUCACCAUGCGGCCAGGGAGUUCCAUGGGGUGCUAUUACAUUGCGAAGCAAGAUCUCUACAUCAUCCCAUCGUGAAAACAUGUAUAAAUUUGUAAGUCGUGGUGGGAACCUGAUUCGACAGCACUGUACUGAUGAAAGGCUAUAUCAUGGUAUCCACGCCACUUUCAAAGGCUUCAGAUCACCAUGCGGUCCUGCCAUUCCAUUUCUUCUGGACCUAAGCAAAUUUGUAGCUAAAACAUUUCCUCUUAUUGCAUGUAAGGAAAUGAAGCAA